Lichtheimia ornata is the source of this 1641-nucleotide messenger RNA. RefSeq lists its product as uncharacterized. The transcript is spliced from 5 exons. Gene Ontology annotation, cellular component: anaphase-promoting complex. Gene Ontology annotation, molecular function: protein binding; anaphase-promoting complex binding; ubiquitin ligase activator activity. Bases 1 to 1641 code for a protein of 546 amino acids. Lineage: Eukaryota; Fungi; Mucoromycota; Mucoromycetes; Mucorales; Lichtheimiaceae. The record is from RefSeq and is a predicted model, not a curated record. Gene Ontology annotation, biological process: positive regulation of ubiquitin protein ligase activity; positive regulation of anaphase-promoting complex-dependent catabolic process; anaphase-promoting complex-dependent catabolic process.
AUGAGUGAUACAUACAGAUCCAAACUUAGGUCAGCAUCCAAAGCAAAGCUGGAAGAAGAGGAAGAGGACAACAACAACAACAACAACAGCAAAAUGAAGCAGAGUCAACAAGAAGCAGCAUCAUCCAAUGAAGAGCCUGAAAAAGAUCAUGAUCCUCCUCUUUUACCAAGUCCACAAACACCUCCAAUGACUGAUAUGGGCGAUCCUGCAACUGAAGAAUACACAGAUCUUGAAGCAUUCUUUCCACCAUCUCCUUAUGGCAGAAAACGAAACCAGAUUUAUGGCGACAGAUUCAUACCCUCGCGCGAUGAUAACCUUGUACAUAAUUACCACAUGAUGGAGCCACCUACUAGUCGAUCAAGAAACCCUUAUUUGGAUCCUGAUUUUCAUUCUGGAAGACAGAGCCAUAAUCGGAGGAUAGGAGCCAUAAUUCAAGCUGAAGUCAUGGGAGAUUCAAGCGUUGCCAACGACUUUACGCAAUCCGAAUCAUCAUCAUCCUCUUCUUCACGUACGCCCCGACGAAUACUUAAUUACACCUCCCGCCAAUCACCGCAAACAUCACCAAGAGCAGCCAUCGAUUCACCCACAUCACCACGAUUUCAGACAGGUCCAUUCAGUGAAGCUGGACGUCGUGUUUUAUCAACACCUUUUCGUAUACCACGUGAAAUUAGCCGAACAGCCAUUAAAAUCCUUGACGCCCCUGAAUUACAGGAUGAUUUCUACUUGAACCUUAUCGAUUGGGGACCCAAUGACAGCCUUGCAGUGGGACUUGGCUCAUGUGUAUAUCUUUGGAAUGCCAAUACAAGCAGGGUCACCAAGUUGUGCGAUUUCGUCAAUGAUCCAGUGACGUCUGUGAGUUGGGCAUCGCAUGGCCCUCAUUUAGCGAUUGGCACGAACAAGGGAACGGUUUAUCUAUGGGACACAGAAGCAUCACGGCGGGUACGGACAUGGAGUGGUCAUGUAUCAAGGACAGGUGCAUUGGCUUGGUGCAACAACAUUUUAACAUCAGGGAGCCGAGAUCACAACAUUUUACAUCGUGAUGUACGAUCCUCUCGACCUUAUUUUCGUGAAUUGAAUCGGCAUAUUCAAGAAGUAUGUGGAUUGAAAUGGAGUCCUGAUGGUUCAAUGCUUGCGUCUGGAGGAAACGACAACAACUUGAUGAUAUGGGAAUCGCAUCAAAACAAGGUGUUAUGGACCUUCAGCGAUCAUACAGCAGCUGUGAAAGCCAUUGGAUGGAAUCCUCAUUCUCGAGGGGUGCUUGUUAGUGGAGGUGGUACGGCUGAUAAGACGAUACGGUUUUGGAAUGCCAUUUCAGGCACACCCAUCUCAUCGUAUGACACUGGAUCCCAAGUCUGUAAUGUGGCAUGGUCCAAGCGAACAAACGAGAUUGUAUCGACCCAUGGUUAUGCAAGCAAUUCCGAUAGCUCAUCCAACCAAGUGAUUAUAUGGAAGGCCAACAACAUGCAACGCAUUGCCACACUAUCCGGUCACACGAGUCGUGUGUUGUACAUGUCAAUGAGCUAUGAUGGAUCCACCGUUGUCACUGGUGCCGGCGAUGAGACAUUACGAUUUUGGGAUGUCUUUUCUUCUGUCAAGGCCGUUCGUCGACAACCCGAAGACCGACGAAGUUGCUUAAGAUAA